AUGAACCUGGUUAGUUGUCUCACCGGCCUACUCAAGCUUGGUAACACCAUUGGCUACUUUGUCGAUGAAGAGACACUCGACUCGGUGUGUGAGGAAGUAAGCACGCUCCUUGACAUGCCUGCGGAUCUUCUCCGCCAAAAGCUUGGAACGAACGAGCGCGAAAUUGCCAUUGGCGGCAUCUACGAGGCCAUUGUCGACUAUGUGCUGGCCCACGCAAACGCCGCAAUCAAAGAGGAAAUCACUGCUGCCAAACGAGGCUUCUCUUCAGCCAAUAGUGAUGGCAGUGGCGCCAUGACACCCGUGGACUCGGACGAUGGAGACAUUGUGAACAUCACCGUUGUUGAAAUUCCAAGUCGUGCGCUCGGCAAGGCGAUUGCCCUCCGAACCGUUUUCGAUGACAGCGAAGGCAUCAAUGCUGAGAUGCGGGACGACGGUGUGCCAGUGCCUUCAGCCGGCAACUCGGUUCUCGAGACUAUGCGUGAAGCUUUACUCAACUGCGCGCCAGAGCUCGGCAUCAGUGGACCCGGUCACACCGCAAAGGAGGCCGAUCUUGAGAAGCGUGAAGCUGUGCUUGACAAGAUUGCUCUCGAGACCCCUGAGGAGGACCAUUUUUUGCGACAGGUGCUAUACCCAGUUCAAAACAAUGGUAUUCUGUUGGGAAAACACGGCCGCUUCGAUCUCGCUAUGACGGUAGCUAGUAGCCGUGUCUGGUUUCAGCUCGCUCUCCACCCCACUGAUUCCAUCCCCACCUCGAUCAAUCAAGAUCUCAACUCCACCUGGCAAGCCGGCGUGGUUUCUCGGCAACUGCGAGAAUGGCGCCUGCCUGAAUGGGCAAACCGUCGGAACCGCUGUCUCGACUUCACAGCGGACUUUGAUCAUCAUGAAUUCUUCGAGCGAUAUCAAGCAUUGGGAUGCAUGGAUGGCAAAGAAGGCAUCCAGAACUGGAUUCUUCAACGUGGCUGGAGUAACGGAGAAGUGGUCGUCGGCCACGAGCGAGUUUGGGUGCGAGAAGGUACCUGGUGGGAGGCAGAGUCACAGCUCGACCUCAAGCAAGGUGACAUGGGCGCCUCCCCCAGCAUGUUAGGCCAGAUGAUUGGAGCGGGCGGUAUGGAGAGUGGCUAUCCUGUUCAAAAUCCUACUGCCAGCGCUUUCUUUCCCCCCCUACCAGAGAUGAGGAGCGCAACACCAAGCCAGAACCCAUUCCAAAGCUCGGCCAGCUUGGCUGCACGAAGUGCCAUGGACGCCAAAUCGAUGGCGCCCACCACGAUGACCGCCCCUGUUGCACAGGGACCCGGUGACUACGGAUUGGGCGCUAAAGGUGAUGAGAACAAGGGGGUUACUUACUACGAUACCGAAUCUGGUGGCAAUGCUGUUGUGACCGAGUCGCCCAUCAACGCGAGCCGCAAGAUGUGGGUUGGUUUUGUUUGGGCCGUAACCUUCUGGAUCCCCUCACCACUAUUGAAAUGGGUCGGCCGCAUGAAGCGACCUGAUGUCCGCAUGGCAUGGCGAGAGAAGUUCGUCCUUGUUCUCCUCAUACUACUUCUCAAUGGCGCUAUCGUAUUCUACAUCGUCGCAUUCGGUAAAUUGCUAUGUCCUAACAAGGACAAGGUCUGGAGUCGCAAGGAAGUAUCUCAACAUCAAGGUGAAAACGACUAUUACGUCAGUCACCAUGGUAGUGUGUACGACUUGUCGUCUUUCUGGAAGAAGCAACACAGUGACUCCAACACCGAGGCCACCCGCGAACGCAUGAUGGGCAUGGCGGGUGCAGACAUGGACCCAUAUAUCGUACCACCACUGUAUCUCGCAUGUCCCAACCUGAUUCCCGACACCAUCAACAACCGCGCCAUGGAACUUUCAUCGAAUGAGACGCUUGAGGACGCUUGGGCCAUCCACAAGUCUGGAUCACGUACCAACUUGGCAGAUAGCAACGCUCUCAAGCAAGAAGAUUGGUAUCCUAAUAAAUUCAUCCCGGCUAUGAAAGAGUUCCGAAAGGGCGACCUUGUCUGGGAGACCAAGACGAUCAAGCAAGAGGGCGAAGAUUUCAAUCGCAUGUGGUUUACCCUGGGUGACAAAGUCUACGAUUUGACAGACUAUUUCAAGACUCUGGACAUGAUGAACAAUUUUCAACAAUAUCAGUUCCUUGACCCGAAGCUCAUCGACAUGGUGAAGAGCAAUGCUGGAUCAGACCUUCAAGAAGAAUAUACGAAUCAGCUUAACCAGACAGCACAGGCAUACAAUCUGCAAUGUCUGGAGAACCUGUUCUUCAUUGGCAAGACUGAUUUCCGCAAAACCGCAAAAUGUCAAGUCAACGACUACAUCUUGCUGGCUGUCACCAUUAUUCUCUGCACCGUUAUUGUCGUCAAGUUCUUGGCUGCCCUUCAACUAGGUUCACGCAAACGUCCUGCAAACCAAGACAAAUUCGUCAUCUGUCAGGUACCAGCUUACACCGAGGGAGAGGACCAAAUCCGAAAAGGUCUUGAUUCGCUCACUGCACUCGCCUAUGACAACAAGCGUAAGCUCAUUUGUGUCGUGUGUGACGGCAUGAUCGUUGGAGGUGGUAACGAUCGCCCAACGCCGAAAAUCGUUUUAGACAUCCUUGGUGUUGACCCCAAAGUUGACCCUCCUGCCUUGCCCUUUUGGUCAGUCGGCGAAGGAAGUCAACAACUGAACUACGGCAAGGUCUACUCUGGUCUCUAUGAGUUUGAAGGCAAUGUCGUUCCCUAUGUCGUUGUUGUCAAGAUGGGCAAAGAGUCAGAACAGCACAAAUCGAAGCCAGGUAACCGAGGCAAGCGCGACUCACAGAUUCUGUUGAUGAGCUUCCUCAACCGCGUUCACCACCGUUCGGCAAUGAACCCUCUCGAGUUGGAAAUGUUCCAUCAGAUCAACAAUAUCAUCGGUGUAGAUCCAGAGCUAUACGAGUACCUCCUCAUGGUAGACGCCGAUACGAUGGUCAGGCCUGAUGCUCUCAACCGUCUGGUGGCAAGUUGCGCCAACGAUUCCAAAAUUGCCGGAAUUUGCGGCGAGACGAGUCUGGAGAACGAAGAUAAGUCUUGGUGGACCAUGAUUCAAGUCUAUGAAUACUACAUCUCCCAUCACUUGUCGAAGGCCUUCGAGAGUUUGUUUGGGAGUGUCACUUGUUUACCUGGAUGGUAG
This is a messenger RNA of Plenodomus lingam JN3, 3153 nucleotides long. RefSeq lists its product as uncharacterized. Gene Ontology annotation, cellular component: cell septum; myosin complex; cell periphery. The record is from RefSeq and is a predicted model, not a curated record. Lineage: Eukaryota; Fungi; Ascomycota; Dothideomycetes; Pleosporales; Leptosphaeriaceae. Gene Ontology annotation, molecular function: ATP binding; chitin synthase activity; cytoskeletal motor activity.